UUUAAUUCUCACUAAGUUGGAGGCUUGGAACUGUGGCUGCAAAAUUGGCAAAGAUGGAGAAUUGGGGAACUCAGGCAAUAGUUCUUGUGGGGUUUUUCUUGAGUUCGGCUCUGCUUUGCAAUGGAGGAGUCACUAGUAGUUAUGUAAAGGUUACUUACCCAUCCGUUGAUAUGCCACUCAACAGUGAUGUCUUUAGUGUGCCCCCAGGUUACAAUGCACCACAGCAGGUUCAUAUAACUCAAGGAGACCUUGUAGGGCAGAGUAUGAUUGUGUCUUGGCUCACCCAAGAAGAACCAGGCUCCAGCACUGUUCUUUACUGGGCUGAGAACAGCACGAUGACAUACAGUGCAGAGGGCUUCUACUUGACCUACAAGUACUACAACUAUUCUUCGGGCUUUAUCCAUCACUGCACCAUCAAUAACUUGGAGUUUAACACGACAUACUACUACGAGGUCGGGGUCGGAAACACCACACGACAAUUUUCGUUUAUAACUCCACCACCAGUUGGGCCUGAUGUUCCUUAUACAUUUGGUCUCAUAUCGGACCUUGGUCAGACUUUGAAUUCAAAUACCACACUUACUCAUUACCAAAUGAACCCUUUGAAGGGGCAAACAGUGUUGUAUGUUGGUGACUUCUCUUAUGCAGAUAACUAUCCAUUUCAUGACAACACUAGGUGGGAUACAUGGGGCAGAUUCAUAGAAAGAAGUGCUGCUUAUCAACCUUGGAUAUGGACAGUAGGAAAUCAUGAGGUCGACUUGGAUAUUCAAUAUGGUGAAACUGUACCUUACAAGCCCUUUACAAACCGAUUUCAGACGCCAUAUAAUUCUUCAGGAAGUAUUGAACCAUUUUGGUAUUCAAUCAAGCGAGCUUCAGCAUAUAUCAUCGUCCUUGCUUCAUAUUCAGCAUUUAGCAAGUACAGUGCUCAGUACACUUGGCUUCAAAAUGAGCUAGCCAAUGUGAAUAGGACUGAGACACCAUGGUUGAUCAUCCUUGUGCAUUCACCAUUGUAUAACAGCUACCUCAAUGCCUAUAUGGAAGGAGAACCUAUGAGAUUAGCAUUUGAAGCAUGGUUCGUACAAUACCAAGUUGAUGUCGUAUUUGCUGGCCAUGUUCAUGCAUAUGAAAGAUCUGAACGAGUGUCAAACAUUGCAUACAACAUUACAAAUGGCCUAUGCACACCUAUAUACAAUCCAAAUGCACCUGUAUACAUAACAAUUGGCGAUGGAGGAAAUAUUGAAGGCCUAGCAGCCCUGCAAUAUCCACAACCAUAUUAUUCUGCAUUUCGUGAAGCCAGUUAUGGUCAUGGUAUUUUUUCUAUUAAGAACCGUACCCAUGCUUUCUUCGGAUGGAAUCGAAAUCAAGAUGGUUAUGCUGUAGAAGCAGAUUCAUUAUGGUUUCACAAUAGAUACUGGUAUCCUGUGAAUGAAACCACCACUCCAGUGUGAUUGUAAACGAGUCUUCUUUCACUUUGUUUUCAAAAAAUAAGUAUCAGUCACUAGUUAUAUGUGACCGAAAUUUUCCCUUUUUGCUACUCCAUGUCUACUUUAAAUGUGACUGAGCAUUCCCUUCUAUUCA
Molecule: messenger RNA, 1575 nt
Organism: Telopea speciosissima
Lineage: Eukaryota; Viridiplantae; Streptophyta; Magnoliopsida; Proteales; Proteaceae
Product: purple acid phosphatase-like
Exons: 8
Coding region: 54-1445 (463 amino acids)
Molecular function (GO): protein binding; acid phosphatase activity; metal ion binding
Source: RefSeq, a predicted model, not a curated record